Messenger RNA from Acanthopagrus latus (yellowfin seabream), 4822 nucleotides. It is a transcript of the gene prdm6, whose product is annotated as PR domain containing 6. The transcript has 13 exons. NCBI's taxonomy places the organism in Eukaryota, Metazoa, Chordata, Actinopteri, Spariformes, Sparidae. Gene Ontology annotation, cellular component: nucleus. The record is from RefSeq and is a predicted model, not a curated record. Bases 236 to 2266 code for a protein of 676 amino acids. Gene Ontology annotation, molecular function: histone methyltransferase activity; protein binding.
CACGAAGGGCUCUUUGACGGGGAUCCUGCCGCUGUUGACGAUCACACACUCGGUGUACGGCAGGUUCCUGUCGUUGGUGUCCUGAAGCUCGAUGGUGUGAACCACAGCCUGCCAGAGGAGACGGACAGAAACAGCAGAUUUAUGGAAAGCGUCUGAGGUUCCACCCACCAUCCCGUCCAGGACUUUGCCAAAUACCACGUGCUUCCCAUCCAGCCACGGUGCUCUGGUAGCCAGGAUGAAGAACUGUGAUCCAUUGGUGUCAGGACCAGCGUUCGCCAUACUCACCUGCGGCCUGCGGGCAGCCAUGCUGAAGCCGGGCGACCCGAGCGGCUCGGCCUUCCUGAAGGUGGACCCGUCCUACCUGCAGCACUGGCAGCAGCUCUUCCCUCAGGCGCAGCUUAAGACUCCCCUGGCCCCACCGCCGCCUCCACCUGACCGCCUCUCCAUCCCCAUGGACAGCCUGCGCCCAUCCCGGCUGCACAGCCACCUCCUGGCCUCCACACACUGCACCUCCUCUUCUUCUUCCACAUCCUCCUCUUCAGCAUCUUCUUCAGCAGCGGCGGCGGCGGCAGCAGCAGCAGCAGCAGCAGCAGCUCUCACCCCGUCCUCGUCCAUCUCCAUCACCACCUCGGCAGGGAUCUCCCAGCUGCCUGUCCCCCAGCAGAUAGCACUCUUCGGGCAGGCGUUGGCCCCAGUAUGUGCUGGGCCUGGAGGACCUGGAGGAGGAGGAGGAGGAGGACCAGGAGGAGGAGGAGGAGGGGGAGACAUGGUGGUGGUGGCCCCCCCGGAGAACCAGCAGGGUCACAACCCAGCGAUGGGGCUUCUCCAUCAGGCGAAAGAGCAGAGCUGUGGGGGGGUCGGCGUGGUGUCGUCCAGCGUGAAGAGCAGCAUCGGCGGAGGGCUGGAGGACGGCGGCAAAGGUGUGACGGGCCGGUUCAAGCUGACGUCGGAGGAGCUGGACUACUACCUGUACGGACAGCAGAGGAUGGAGAUCAUCCCUCUGAGCAACCACACCGGGGAGGUCAACAACCGUUGUGACAUGUGUGCCGACAACAGGAAUGGUGAGUGUCCGAUGCACGGCCCUCUUCACUCUCUCCGGCGACUCGUCGGCACCAGCAGCACGGCAGCACCUGUCACCCUGCCGGAUGUCCCCGAUUGGCUCAGAGACCUGCCCAGAGAGGUGUGUCUGUGCACCAGUACAGUUCCUGGUCUGGGUUAUGGGAUCUGUGCAGCGCAGAGGAUCCCUCAAGGAACCUGGAUCGGCCCGUUUCAGGGAGUCCCUCUGCUGGUGGACAAGCUGCAUUCUGGAACCAUGAGAAACACGAGACACUUGUGGGAGAUCUACGACGCAGAGGGGACAUUACAGCACUUUAUUGAUGGUAAUGAUCCCAGUAAGUCCAGCUGGAUGAGGUAUAUCCGCUGUGCCAGACACUGUGGGGAGCAGAACAUGAUGGUCGUGCAGUACAGGUCCUGUAUCUUCUACAGAGCCUGUAUGGACAUCCCCAGAGGAACAGAGCUGCUGGUCUGGUACAACGACUCCUACACUUCCUUCUUUGGCAUCCCGCUGCAGUGCAUCGCUCAGGACGAAAACCUAAAUGUCCCAGGCACGGUGGUGGAAGCCAUGACCAGGCAGGAGUCCCUACAGUCCUUCAGCAAGAAUGGCAAACCCUCCUCCUCAUCAUCUUCCUCAUCUUCCACCCCCUCUAUUGCCCUCAUGCGCUCCAUGGUCUUCCCCCACUCCCCCUGCCCUAAGAGUUUCUCCCUGUUAGACAAGGUCGGGGUUAAUGUUCAGUCGGACUCCAGUUUCGGCCAUUUGGGGUCAAAGAACCAGCGGGUCCUGGCGAGCCCGACCUCCACCAGCCAGCUGAGCAGUGAUUUCAGCGACUGGCACCUGUGGAAGUGUGGCCAGUGCUUCAAAACCUUCACCCAGAGGAUCCUGCUGCAGAUGCACGUCUGUCCGCAGAAUCCAGACAGACCAUACCAGUGCGGCCACUGCUCCCAGUCCUUUUCUCAGCCAUCAGAUUUGAGGAACCACGUGGUGACACACUCGAGCGACCGACCCUUCAAAUGUGGAUACUGCGGCCGUGCGUUCGCUGGCGCCACAACACUCAACAACCACAUUCGCACGCACACCGGGGAGAAGCCGUUCAAGUGCGAGCGUUGUGACCGCAGCUUCACGCAAGCGACGCAGCUCAGCCGCCAUCAGCGACUCCCCAACGAGUGUAAACCGAUAAACGAGAGCACCGAGUCCAUCGAGGUGGAUUAACCCCCCCUGACUGUUUACCAACUGACACCACAGCCACAUUAAGGCAGCUUAAAUUUGAAAAUGCAUCUCACUCCCUCCAUUUUUUUCACCCUCCUCCAUCCAUUUUUGAUAUUUGAAGAUUUCGAAAAACUAAAGAAAUCCAGAUGGGAGGAAUCUGAAAAUGCUGCUCAAUCUUGUAUGUUUUACUGAGAGUUUAUAUCAAAAGCUGUACGCUGCUGUAAGUGCUGCUCAAGCAUCAACCAUCCAUCAGUCUGAAUGUUUUUUUCUUUUUUUUUUUGCUUUUUUAAAUCAUGAUUUGACCUGGGAAAAAAAUCUGGAUUUUGUGAGUUGGCAUGAAACGACUCUAUAGUAAAACUUCAGAGCUCACAGGCCCUCGAUCAGUAGACACAGAUAUCACUAAUUAAUUCACAACUUACAGACGGCGGAUGAUGGUGGAUAUUAACUUCACAAAGGAUACCAAAAAGUCAUGCCUAGUAACGUGCAUUGUUUUGGAGUUCGCGAGGACGCAAGCUGAGCCUUUGGACCAGCACAACAGAAGUCUGUCGAGUUACUGUCAUUGGACCUCGUGAUCAGGGAAUAGUAAUUUAAUUGUCUCAAGCAUCAAGUAAUCAGGCAGCUUUCAAGAGCCAGAAUCAAAUCACUUUAAUAUACUUGUUCGUGUUCCAGCUGCUCAGUAGUUGUUAUUUCAUUAUUACACGUAGCACUCGCCGUCAUUUUGAUCUCAACUACACACCUUUCAUGAGGCCGUCUGGCACAGUUGUGACGCCAUCACACUGACAAUGAUGAGUCCACAGACACAUAAUCACCUGCAGAAUAGCUUUAACUUCUUCUGUGGUAGUACAGAGGAUUGUUUUUACCAUUUUGUUGUCCCGGCGAUUUAGUGUGGAGGGAGAUUGUUCAAAAAACAACCUGAAAAUUGUUGUUUAAGGCUGUUUUCAGAUUUAGCUGCUUUACUGUGACCGCGGUCUGACUGUUUGACUGACUGACUUCUGACAUUAAAGCCACAUUCAUCCUGCUGGAGUGAAUCCUGAUUCAACCAAACCAAAGAUGCUCUUUUUUUCCCCAGCAGAGAAGAAGAACUUUGUGAGGAAGGGGUCGGGCAAACAAACUCUUUUUGGACGAGGAUAUUUAUUGGAGACUUUUGGGAAUCCUGUUCGGUUUCCCUCCAAAGAAAACUCUUUCCUGAAACCGGGACAAAAACAAUGAAAUACCAAAAAAUUCAGACUGAUGUUCUGUCUGUAGCUUUACUUCUCGGUUUCCUUUUUUUUUUUUUUUCCUUUUUGCAACAGCGAUGCCAAAGGAGGGCGCAACCAAAGCAAACAGACAACAGAGAAUGCACAAUGAGCAUCAACACGAGCGCCUGAGGACGACGCUCGAGUUUUACAUCAUUAAAUGAACAUAAUAAAAUGACAAGGAGUAUGUAUUGUAAAAACAAAAAAAAAUGACAAAAGAAAAGGAAAAACAAAGGACAAAAGAAACAAAUUAUAUUUAUCUUCUUGCUCAUAUCAUGCUUCAGGCACUUUUGUUUUGAAUUGUUGAUAAUUUAAUUUUUGCAGCUCCGAUGUUGGCAGACGAAAAGAUGGCGGACAAAGAAGGGAAAUACUGAAGAGAUUAUGGACAUGAUUUCUUAUAGAAAUAACCCCGCAGCUCAUACAGAGAAACAACCAUCGAUCAUCACCUUUCACAUCGCCUGGACUGGACUUAACAUCGUUCCAUCUGUUUGUGUCGGCCUGGUGAAUGAAAGAAGUGGAUUUGAACACGUGUAGUUCCCUGACAGCAGAAGAUCAUUUGAUAGGAUCAAAAGGUCCAGAGCGACUGCUGCUGAAUGCAUCUUGAGAUGGAUGACUUGGGAACAUCUGUUCACCGUCAGCACAGAGGGCCCACAUGUCAACACACACAGAUGCAGCAGCGUGUGCGUUAACAUGUUGCUCUGCAUGUGAUAACACGUGUCGUCUGUCUGCGGUCGUCCUCCAGCUGGUUCUGGUCUCGCUGUUCUCUCACGUCUCUCACAACUUUCAGUCAAAGUUUAGUGUUUCAUUUUGUUUGAUGUGCUUUUAUUUUUAAAAUCUCUCAUCCAUCCAUGCAGUUUUUUGUUUUUUUUUUUGUUAUAUUUUAUUUACUACACACAUUUUGCUUUUUUUUGUAUUUUUUUCCCUUCUUUUUUUAACAUAUAUGCAGUUUUGGAAUGUAAUCAAGUACUGUACUUGAGUGCAAUCUGAAGUACUUGCAGUACUUUAUCCAUCAAACCACUACAUACAACUACAGGUAAAAAAAAUGUACAUGAUCAGCUUGUAAAAUUCAGCAUUGUCAUAAAAUAAAAUAAAGAGUACUUAAAAUAAGAUCAGGCAUCAGUUGUCAUAAUAUACAAUAAAAUUGCUGGGGACGUCCUACUAAAUGGGUAUGUUUACAUAUGAUAUUUUAAGUACAUGUGGAUGGUAAUAUUUGUCUUAUUUUAAUUAAGUAUUUUUAAAUCAAAGUAUUUUAAGUAACGAUAUAAUAAUUAAUAAUAACAUACAGAAUCAGCAAAAAGGCUAAAUAGGUUUGACAUUUAGAAAG